Aureobasidium musti is the source of this 1266-nucleotide messenger RNA. The record is from the annotation of a GenBank genome assembly. NCBI's taxonomy places the organism in Eukaryota, Fungi, Ascomycota, Dothideomycetes, Dothideales, Saccotheciaceae.
UGUUACGAGUACGCGAUGUCUGCUGAAGAUCUGGGGAUGAGGGAGCUGGGGCAGGUGCGAAGUCAGAGGUUGGAUGAGCUUCUAACCACCCUCCGCUUACUACACGACCCAUCGUCAAACUCAAAAGUCGGUAUACCUNUUUUGGACAGGCUUCUCGCAAACCACACUACACGAUUCGACCCUACAAACCUUUCUGCCAUACCUGCACCUCCCAUUAUUGAAAUUACCAGUCCUGUGCCAAAGUCUGGCAAGACUGAGUUUCUGUAUUGGGUGAUUGCAAAUUUGGUGCUGGGGAGUGAUGGGCUUGGUGCGGCUGAAGGCUCCAAGACGGAUCGUGCAGACGUAGACAUGAAAGAUGGGAUGGGGACGACAUCAAACCAUGGCGAAGACCAUGGGGCUCUAGCUGAGGAGACUCCUACGAUUCAAAACGAGACUACAACUGGCCAUACAAAUGCCACAGCAGAUCAGAGUACAAACCAGACGGACCAACCAUACAACAACAAUGAAAUAUCACAACCCAAUCUUCCCAAAAGAGGCAACCACACUGGCUCAACAGCAGUAGCCCUCCUCUCAACCACCCCCGUCAACAUCUCCCGAUUAUCUCAAAUCCUCCUUCAACACCUACUCACCAAAUCGCCAGACCUUUCCCUGCGUGCCGCUGAACCUAUCCUCCUUACCGCACUCUCGCACAUCCACAUCUACACUCCCUCUUCUUUAUCUUCCCUCAUCGCUACUAUUUCCUCUUUACCUGCUUACUUUCUUUCUGCCUCUAACAAGAGUAAAGAAACAAGACUAGGCGCUAUCGUUAUCAACACUCCCUCCUCCUACGUCUGGGAAGAUAAAUUCGCCUCCUCCACUCNNCCCCCUGCAAGCUCUGGGAAAUUCCCAGCCCUGGCUACGGUCUUGAAACGCGUGUCUAUGCACCUACAAACUCCAAUCCUGUAUACUGCCCACCACCUCUCUGCUUCUACCACUUCUCUACACAACACCUCUCUACCUCCAGCCCUCCCAUCUCCGUNNUUUUCUUCUUUCCCUUCCCUGCGCCUCACAAUCUCCGCUCCAAAAAUCCAAGGUUUUGGCAAAGACACCGAUGCAGAAACAGCUCUGCGACAAAGCGUUGCCAGAAAUACAGCAGUGUUACAAAAGAGAUUUAGGGUUGAAGUUGUUGAUUCAGGGAAGGGGAGUGAGAGCAGAGAAAAUAAGAAUGGGGACGGAAAUGCAGGGUUUGAAGUUAGGAUCGAUGGGACAGGUGUUGUGGUGAUUUGA